AUACUUUUGUAAAGGUACAUAGUUUUUCUAUGCUACAGAGAUAUAUUUUAUAGAUACGAUUGCGAACGAGUGUCGCGUGUCCCAUAAAGAAGCCGAUAUCCUGUAUGACAGCACCUGCUUCGCGUUCCUCAUCAUCCAAGUGCGUAUUCUUGGCACUUGGUAUUUUCAACAUGCCGCGUGUUCUUUCAAACUGGAACACAUCUUCAGCGCUAGGGGUGCCGUACUGAUAGAUGACCUGGUUCUGAGACGGAUGAAGACGCAGCAGGAAAAGGAGAAGCGACUCGUUGAAAAAAUCAAGAAGUCUGCUGAAAUGAUUCGGAACCGGUAUCUGAAGAGUGUUGAAGGCAAGGCCGUGUUUGAGCCGACCACGUAUGGCCAAGCGAAGCGAGCCGGCGAUUAUUAUAUGUUCGAAUAUGACUUGGAUGCUGACGUAGUGGACACGACACAGCAGGAAGAAGAUCAGUUCGAGGACGUAUCUGAGGGGUCGGUUGAAAAGCUCGGUCCUGCUCAAAUGAUUCAUCGAGCAGCCGAAACUGACAUGACUUUGGCUGAAAUAGCCGCAGGUCAUAAGCUGCCGGUCUUGACUAAAGUCAGUUCCGAAGACCGCGGAUCGUUAUCAUCCGACUCUCCUUCUCUUUCUCCUCCGACCAGUACAAAAGCUGCUAAGUCAGAUAUAUUCGUAGGGGUAGUAAAGUUUGCUCUGUCGCUCAUGGGCAAUGGCUUGCGGUGGUUGGCUACGGUGUUCGACAGUUACUCAACAGAUUAUCGCUUUGUAGCGUACGUUCUGAAUACGGAGAAGAUGACUCUCACUCGUGACCUGUCGAACGAGAUCGCGCCGGACAGCGAAGUGCGGGAUCUCCAUCACAUCGUCUCCCAGUCCGAUUUUGGAAAGCAGAUCUACCAGCCCCCUUCAGAGCAGUCCAUCAUUCAAACCGAGCAGAGCCUGAUGGAAGAGCGACGUAAACGCAGUAGCCUCCUACAGUUUUUGGUCGCCACUUAUUACUUACUGAUUGCGAAUACAGAGACAAUCUGUUUUGUGGCCAUCAUCGUCAAUCAGAUGAUGAACUCGUCAGUGAUUUCGCUGCCGCUGCCGUUGCUGAUCUUUUUCUGGGGUACACUGUGUUCGCCGCGCCCUCCAAAAAUCUUUUGGAUCAUCCUUAUCGCUUAUAUCGAAGUUAUGAUCGUCGUCAAGUUCUUCUUCCAAUUCGACCUGUUUCCAUGGAGCCAUAGGAUAGUCGGCUCUAACGAGCCGUUGUAUCCGCCGCGCAUCAUCGGCAUCGAGAAGAAGCCGUUCUUCGCCUUAUCCGACGUCGUACUACUCAUGAUACUCUUCUUCCACCGCUAUCAUCUAAAGGUAUUUCAUGCAUGCUUGUAG
Soboliphyme baturini is the source of this 1375-nucleotide messenger RNA. The record is from the annotation of a GenBank genome assembly. NCBI's taxonomy places the organism in Eukaryota, Metazoa, Nematoda, Enoplea, Dioctophymatida, Soboliphymatidae.